AGGAGGCAGCGCGGCCGCCGCCGUUGCGCAGAUCCGGGCCGCGGCUGAGGGGAGGGCGCCGGGGCCAGUGACCUUCCGGAGGCGGGAGCGAGCCAGGGGGCCCGGGACGCCGAGCGCCGCCGCCGCCGCCAUGAACAACUCGGGCGCCGACGAGAUCGGGAAGCUCUUCGUGGGCGGCCUGGACUGGAGCACCACCCAAGAGACCCUGCGUAGCUACUUCUCCCAGUAUGGAGAGGUGGUGGACUGUGUGAUCAUGAAAGACAAGACGACCAACCAGUCUCGGGGCUUCGGGUUUGUCAAAUUUAAAGACCCCAACUGUGUGGGGACGGUGCUGGCCAGCAGACCACACACCCUAGACGGCCGAAACAUUGACCCAAAGCCAUGUACACCUCGGGGGAUGCAGCCGGAGAGGACAAGGCCAAAAGAAGGCUGGCAGAAAGGACCCAGGAGUGAUAACAGUAAAUCAAAUAAGAUAUUUGUCGGUGGAAUUCCUCACAAUUGUGGUGAGACAGAGCUCAGGGAAUACUUCAAGAAGUUCGGAGUGGUGACGGAGGUGGUCAUGAUCUACGACGCCGAGAAGCAGAGGCCUCGAGGUUUUGGAUUUAUUACUUUCGAGGACGAACAAUCAGUGGACCAGGCUGUCAACAUGCAUUUUCACGACAUCAUGGGCAAAAAAGUGGAAGUUAAACGGGCCGAGCCUCGGGACAGCAAAAGCCAAGCGCCAGGACAGCCGGGUGCCAGCCAGUGGGGCAGCCGGGUCGUGCCCAGCGCCGCCAAUGGCUGGGCAGGCCAGCCCCCACCCACGUGGCAGCAAGGAUACGGCCCCCAAGGAAUGUGGGUGCCAGCAGGACAGGCUAUUGGUGGCUACGGACCGCCCCCAGCGGGAAGAGGAGCCCCCCCACCACCCCCGCCAUUCACCUCUUACAUCGUGUCCACCCCUCCCGGAGGGUUCCCGCCUCCUCAGGGCUUCCCACAGGGCUAUGGCGCCCCCCCGCAGUUCAGCUUUGGCUACGGGCCUCCACCUCCACCACCGGAUCAGUUCGCCCCUCCAGGGGUCCCCCCUCCGCCUGCCACGCCGGGGGCAGCCCCCCUGGCCUUCCCACCGCCUCCAACUCAGGCCGCCCCGGACAUGAGCAAAGCGCCCACGGCCCAGCCUGACUUCCCCUACGGUCAGUACGCAGGUUACGGGCAGGACUUGGCUGGCUUUGGACAGGGCUUCUCAGACCCCAGCCAGCAGCCCCCCUCCUACGGGGGCCCCUCGGUGCCGGGCUCGGGGGGCCCCCCUGCCGGCGGAAGUGGCUUUGGACGAGGUCAGAACCACAAUGUGCAAGGAUUCCACCCCUACCGACGCUAACCGGCCAGCGCCCCGAGGACGGCGGGACCGCUGAGAGCCAGGAUUCGGAACUCGUGAACUCGUGACAAUCACACACUUGGAGGAAAAAUGGCGACUCAACCUGGGGGGUGGGGGGUGGGGCGAGAGGCUUUCGGAGGCGCUGUGGGUGUCUGGACUGAAGUUUUUAAAUAUAUUUCUUUCUCUAACCCAUCAGCACAAUAAAAAAAAGUCACUGGUUCAACAACAGGGUUUAAAAAAAAAUGUCUUCAGCUUUAAUUCAAAACUUCAGGUUUCUUUUUCUUUUUUUUGAAAUUAUUUUCCUGAGCCUUUUGUUUUACCGUAUAUUGUAAACUUUUAUGUUAAAGAAAAAAAUAUACAUUUACAAAUUGUGAGAUUUUUAAGAGAAAUUUUCUACGAUGUAUACUGGCUUAUUUUUUAAUUUAAAACAGGGUUUCCGUCGGCACUGGUGGAAGUGGGGGCUGUUUUUAGUCCCCACUCCUGGCUUUGAGGGUUGGGACUCGUGGGUCCAGAGACUCUGGGAGCUUCAAGAAGAAUCUACUGAGUGUGUUUUGUUUUUUGUUUAUUCCUUGCUUUUGUCGACUGACUUGCCUGGCAGUGUCUGCAGGUGUGCUGUCCGCCCCGCGUCCCACCCGGGCAUCGAGGACACGGAGGAGGCCUUGUCAGCCCAUCUCCUGCGCGCGUGGCUUCAGGGCAUCCCCGCUGGCCAGUUUGACCCUGGUUUGAAUAAAGAGAAGUGCGUUUGGAUUAGAAA
Molecule: messenger RNA, 2105 nt
Organism: Diceros bicornis minor
Lineage: Eukaryota; Metazoa; Chordata; Mammalia; Perissodactyla; Rhinocerotidae
Gene: DAZAP1
Product: DAZ associated protein 1
Exons: 12
Coding region: 131-1354 (407 amino acids)
Cellular component (GO): cytoplasm
Molecular function (GO): RNA binding
Source: RefSeq, a predicted model, not a curated record